AUGAAGUGGUUAUUAGUCGCCCGAGGUGUAUCCUUUGUAAUGCAUUUCAAGGUACUACAGUUGCUCGUUGCUGGUAUUGUGGGAUUUAACAUAUAUCUUGCAGCAACCAACGUGGUUAAUAAUGAUAUCUCAAAUCAUGAAACCAUAAAGUUACCAGUCCAAUCAACCCAACUGGAUGUGUCAAGUUUGUUCACCACAGAUAAAUCAAAUUCCAAUUUCGAGAACAAGGAACAGAUUCUGACCAAUAGUGGUUUCAUUCUCCCGACGUUAAUAACUAUUCCAACCAAUAAUAGACACAAACCUUCAAGUAAGCCAAAGUAUCUAGUACCAAAUUCACCAUACGAUAAAUUAUCUUUUAAAGAUAAAAUACUAUUCAAAUUAAAUGAAGUGGGCUUUAAUAAAGAUAAAUACCAGUUGACGAGUUCAGAACUGAUGGGUCGUCACAAAAUAGAGGUCCGUGUAAAUGAGUUUACUCGGGAAAUGUGGGAUAAUAACCCCGGAAUAUUUUUUGAUCCAAGAUUUACACUAUCUGUUUAUUUGGCAGAAAUUAAACGACAAUUGCGUGAAAAUGCACUAACUAGACCAAACCAUGGAAUCGUGUUGCCCUUUUCAUGGACGGAUUGGGUUGAUUUAACUAUGUUGAAUGACGAAUUAAUGAAACCUGAAGGGCAAAGAAUGUCAUGUGAAGAUUUGAAAGCUGCUCAUGAUUCAUCAUCCAAGUACCCCUAUUAUUGUAUUAACAAUGAAGAUAUUGAUGAUCAAGAACUAGAAAUUAUAGGGUUGCCUUCAACAAAUUAUGUUCCGGGUUAUGCAGUUAGAAAAUCACCAACUAACAAAGCUUCAAAUGUGGUUAGAAUGCUAGAAGGAAAAUCACAUUUGCUAACUUACGCAGAUAUUCCUACUAAAUUAGUGUUUUUAAAUAAACAAGGCGGAAUAUAUAUGGCAGAGAUUAACAAAAAGCAACGCAUUAUUGAGAGCGGACUUUUUAACAAUUUUGUAAAGUUUAAUUAUGCUGGUUCCGGUAUUCCAGAAACCAUAAUUCUUGAUCCAAUCAAAGAGUUUGAGACAUUAUUGGAAAUGAAUGAGCCACAAAAGUGGAGUGGAGCUUAUGAUCGACAGAACUCUACAUGUUCGAUUACAUCAACCGACUAUGAAGUACCGGCUAUGGUUUUUGAUUACCCUCAAAAUGAAUUUUUAGAUGAUAUUAGAAAAUAUGGGGAUCGAUUAGACUCUCUACACGAUUUAACAACAAAUGAACUAAGAUUUGACAGCCACGAAAUAUCCAAUUUACGACUAAAUCGAAAUGAGAUGAGGUAUUAUGAGAGUUUACAGUAUGCGAAUGUCCGUAAGAAUAUGCAAGAACCUGUGUAUUUUCGGCAUGCACGGCUAAUUACUAAAAUUGAAGAGAACAAACGAGAUCUGGGUUGGAACUAUGACUGGAGAUUCUUUAAUGGAGCCCUUGAUUAUUUAAAACAAGGGUGGACUGAAGAACAGUUGAUGACAAGAAGGCAAAUAAUUCUUGAUCGGCUUUUACGAAAUUGGACAAGAUUUGUUAACGAAGGUGGAUUCAUAUGGUGGAUUUCCCAGUCUCUGUUGAUGUCUUGGUAUUGGAAUGGUCAAUUAUCGCCAUUUUUACAGAAAGUCGAAAUUCAAAUGCCGAUUAAAGAUUUGUUACGUUUAGCUUUAACCUAUAAUCAAACCAUGGUUGUUGAAGAUGUCACUGAAGGAUUUGGGAAAUAUUUUGUUGAUUGUUCCACAUUUGUGCAUUACCGUGGUUCGGCAAAACUGGGGAAUCGGAUUGAUGCUAAGUUUAUCGAUGUUGAUACUGGUUUAUCGAUCGAAAUUGGAGGUGUAUCUACCUCAUUUGAUGCAGCACCCGAAAGAUCCACUAAUACUGUGACCGAGUCUCAACAACAUGGUCAACUGACACAAGUUUAUAAUACUCGCCAUCCUCGUUUUUACAGCAGUGAUGAAAUAUCUCCGUUAAGAAAGUCAAUGUUUGCUGGAACGCCUGUUUAUGUUCCAAAUAAUAUUUCUGCAAUUUUGAAUCGAGAAUACCACAAAAAGCUUAUUCCAUUUAAUGCAUACAGUUAUUAUUUUGUUACCCAGCUUAAUCUAUGGAUACAUCACUCAAAGUUAAAGAUGUUGUUUGAAAAACUGGAAAAUACUUCUCUAACAUUGGAAAACAAUAAAAUUAACGCAACCGAAUUUUGUGAAUUAACUGCCACUAUUGACGAUGAACAAAUAGUAGAGUUGUUGACGCGUCACGAGGAUAUUUUAUUGGAAUAUUAUUUGACUAAAGAUCUUGGUGAUUUACACAAAAAAGAGUUGGCUUGUUUACUUGAACAUCAGAAUGAAAUCGAUAAUGCGAGAGUAUGUGACAAAAUGGCAAACAUCAGAGAAAGUAAACACAGAGCUGUAGUAGUGAGUGAUCCUGAAUAUCGUGAACUUGUUGCCAGCUUUUCCUUUCAAACCCCGAAAAGAGUCUCUUUAUUUGAUUACGAGCAACUUGAAAGAUCCGAAAUAACGUAA
Molecule: messenger RNA, 2532 nt
Organism: Candida dubliniensis CD36
Lineage: Eukaryota; Fungi; Ascomycota; Pichiomycetes; Serinales; Debaryomycetaceae
Exons: 1
Coding region: 1-2532 (843 amino acids)
Source: RefSeq, a predicted model, not a curated record